AUGCCUGGUUGGCGCGGGCCUGGAUAUGCCGGAGUACCUGGGAACCCUGUUCCCCCUGGUACAUGGUGGAUACCCAUAGCAUACGCAGUAAACAAAUAUCUUCGAUUGCUUUGCGAGAGAGUGAACUCCCUUUGUCCUCGCCCGGCAAAUGGUGUAAAUGAUAUCCCCUACUGUGCAUUCAUCGGGGCAGAGCUUUGGAUGCCACCUCCGGGGGCAUAUCCCGCACAAACCAUUCGUGACCCGGCCGCAUGGGAUACAUCAGGGUUAUUUAUGGCGGUCCAAAGAGGGAUGUUACAAGGUCUCUUUCGAGUUACUCCUAGGAUGCUACAUUCUCACGAAACUGCAAGAUCUAGAACGCUAGCUGCUCAGGCAUCUCAUAUAUUUAUGCAAGUGGCUCAUCUUGUUCCCCCACUCCCAAGGCACUAUAUUGUUGAGCAAAAGCUCAUCGGUCAAAUCUUGAACUUUCUUUCAUCGUACAUGGGAGGUACUUCUAUAAGUGGAAAUGAAUUCAGCCCAAAACAUUGGAUGAUGCGAACCAAUGUUUCUGCUCAAAAUCCGAUUCCAGGACCUGCAGCUGCUAUAGACGCACAAAACAGUGCUGCAAUGGUCUGCCACAAUGCUCUCAUGAUCGCAAUGGGGUAUCGUCUCGACUUUUUCAGACAUAUUCCUGCUGGCAUGACUCAAGCUCAGAUGAUCGCUAAUCGCCGGGGUCAAAUUGCUCUCGAGCUCCACCGUGGCCAGUUGGCUCUCGCCUCAAGUCGACAAUACAUAGCACCCAUGUGGCCGGAGCAAAGCGACAAUUUUCGAUACACAAGCGGAUCUACACAGUACAAGAAUCUCAUUGCCAAGCACUGCAAUUACGGAGUCGUGGAAGAGCUGUCCCGUCGAGAUCGCGCGAGAUGGUAUCGAGGUGUGCCGCCUAAAAUCGAUUUUGACAUCGGUCGCAGGAUAACGAAGGCUAAUCUCAUUCGUUACGGUCUGACGCGAGGAAUCCCCAUACAUAAUAUGCGGUAUGCUUCAUGGGGUCCGUUGCGGAAUAUCAUUGAAAAGUUCGAUUACAUGGCAAGAACGCAGGCUAAUGGCAACCCGGCUAUUAAUCCUCCUUCGUAUUGA
Molecule: messenger RNA, 1113 nt
Organism: Botrytis deweyae
Lineage: Eukaryota; Fungi; Ascomycota; Leotiomycetes; Helotiales; Sclerotiniaceae
Exons: 3
Coding region: 1-1113 (370 amino acids)
Source: RefSeq, a predicted model, not a curated record